AAGGUUUAUAUUCGAGCUAGCUUUGCCUCGUUAUGCUUUGCACAUCUCAAAUUGCAAUAUCUUUUAUAAUCACUCUAACACCUCUCAGGCAAGGGACCAAACCCCAAUCUGUCGACUAAUUUUUUGUAACUAUUAAGCCCAAUUCUUUGGACAAGAGCGCCCUAGAUUUCCAGACACAAUAAAAUACCCAGUCCUCUGUGCUUAGGGCUUUGCAACAUUAUUGUUGUUUGGGUUACAAUGGCAGGAGAAGGAGAGAAGGAGAAGCCACAAUUUGAUCUGGACGCCAAGUGGGAUACUUGCCUUGACAUUACUCUUCGCCGCUUUGUCUACUCCUCACUUGCUGGCGCAUGCUCUGCACUCUUCCUCUUCCGGAGUCCUGCAACAAGGUGGGCGGCUGUUGCAUUUGGUGCUGGAGUAGGUCUUGGUUCAGCAUAUACCGAUUGUUCUCAUAUCUUUGAUGGAUCUCUUCCGAAGUGGCCAUUGCCUCCAAAUGUUUCCUCAUCAUUUUCUUCCUCAUCUGCAGAGGAUGGAACACAGUGAGUUGAGAGUAACCUUUCAACGUAAACAUUCUUGCAGCAUUUAAAGUAGGUCCUUAUUUUGCUCCAUAAGUUUUUGGCCUCUGUUAAUGGAUUGAAAUUGUUUUUGAUGGAUUCUAUUUUGUGAUUUUUAGUGCUGCUGUGCUUUUGAGAAGUGAGACCUAAUUUUAGUAGCAGCAUUGGCUUUCACGGUAAAUGCAUAAAACCGGAUUUUCUGUCAUCCAGUUUUAUUGAAUAAGUACAAAAGCAAUGAUUUGUAAAACACAUUAAUUACAAGGAAUUCAAGGGUCGCUCUUAACCUUGCUGUGUUUGGCUAUUGAUGAGACAAAUAUACUGAUUUUUGAGUUAUAUCUGUUUACACAACGGUACUGCAUAUUUGAUUUUUGAUUAAAGAGAUGGGCUUAUUUUUUGAUUUU
Cryptomeria japonica (Japanese cedar) is the source of this 952-nucleotide messenger RNA. RefSeq names its product MICOS complex subunit MIC10. The record is from RefSeq and is a predicted model, not a curated record. NCBI's taxonomy places the organism in Eukaryota, Viridiplantae, Streptophyta, Pinopsida, Cupressales, Cupressaceae. The transcript is spliced from 3 exons. The coding region runs from base 238 to 540 and encodes 100 amino acids. Gene Ontology annotation, cellular component: mitochondrion; mitochondrial inner membrane; MICOS complex.